Molecule: messenger RNA, 732 nt
Organism: Coffea arabica (coffee)
Lineage: Eukaryota; Viridiplantae; Streptophyta; Magnoliopsida; Gentianales; Rubiaceae
Source: RefSeq, a predicted model, not a curated record
AUGGGUUCAUCUAGUAAAGGAAAGAGAAAGGUCACUGCAUCAACAGGUAUACGUGCUCUUUUUAAAGGUGGACGUGAUACUUCUCAAUCAACCAUUAAAACUUGUUUGCAAAGUAAGGAAAAAUGGACAAAUACGGACGUAGCUAUUGCUUUUUGGUUUUAUGAUGCUUGCAUUCCUAUAAAUGCUGUUAAUUCUCCAUUUUUUCAAAAAGUUAUUGAUCAAAUAGCAUCAAUGGGUAAUGGUUACAAAGGCCCCUCCUAUCAUUCUUUGAGAGUUAACUUGUUGCGAAAUGCCAAGAGAGAUGUGAAAUUAGUUGUUGAUUCUUUUAUAAGUACUUGGGCAGAAACUGGUUGCACUAUAAUGGGUGAUGGAUGGAAAGACACUAGACAAAGACCAUUGAUUAAUUUUUUGAUUUAUUGUCCUAAGGGUAUUUCGUUGAUUAAAUCUGUGGAUGCAUAUGAUAUUGUAACAAGUGCAGAAAAUUUGUGCAAUUUAUUUGCUGAAAUUGUUGAGAUGGCUGGCUCAAAUAAUGUGGUGCACUUAGUUACUGAUAAUGCUAGCAAUUAUAAAGCUGCUGGGUCUUUGUUAAGUGAAAGAUAUCCGAACAUUUGUUGGUCACUGUGUGCUGCACACUGCAUCAAUUUGAUUUUGAAAGACAUUGGUGAAAUGAAUGAUGUAAAAGCUAUAGUGUCUCUUGCUUCAACGGUGACUGUUUUUUAUCUACAAUCAUAA